Messenger RNA from Funneliformis mosseae, 5664 nucleotides. The record is from the annotation of a GenBank genome assembly. Lineage: Eukaryota; Fungi; Glomeromycota; Glomeromycetes; Glomerales; Glomeraceae.
AUGGAAUUACAACAUAGGUUUAUUUCUAUUCAAACUGUUCAAAAGGUGACCCAAACUAUAAUUGAAAACCCUUCACAAUGGGAGCAGCUUUUGCCUUUUGUUACAGCUCAAUCUGGGAUAACAUCUUCCAAUGCUGUUAAUAAAAUUGUUUCACUUGUUCGAUCAGAAAUUUUAUCUUUGGAUAUUAUUUUGAAUAAAUUAACAGAUUUGUCGUUAACACUAUCGGAAGUUUUACUUGAUAAUGUCAUAAAAGGAAUUACUGACGUUUUGAUAUACCAAGUGGAAUCUCAAACCGAUUCUUCAUCAGAAUAUAAAUGUCCAUUUAGUGUUAAAACGGAUCACGAUCGUAGAAUACAUCCCUUUAUUCUAAUCAUUUCAACAAAGUCAAAUGAAUCUUGGUUAUACUUAUUUGCACAAAUUGAAAGAAUUUUUGAUGUAUCAAGACUUGAAUCAAAACCUUCCGAGAAAAAAUCUGCAUGUUUACGAAAUAAGUUGGAAAUGAUUCGACCAUUCUUGGAUUUCGUCUUUUUAGACAGGUCUCAAAAGAAAAAUGAACAAUGGUCAUUUGCUUUGAUACAUUUUCUCAUUCGAAUUGUGUCUCAAGAUGUUGAUAAUAAAGAUUUUAAUGAAUUAAGGGAGUAUACUUUAAAAUAUUUGCUUUCGGUGGUUCAAAGGAUUUCACUUACUCCAAUUAAUUCGCAUUAUGUUGCAAGUGGCACGUUCUAUGUAUUAAUGCAAUCACUUGUUAAUAUCAUGAGUGUACCUUACCUCAGUAAUAGUUUCAUCCCAUCUUUUUCGAAAGAAUUUAGUAAUAUCCUUGGUAUUCAAAUUCUUUCUAUUGCAUGUGAUGCGCAUCAAUCUAAUUUACCUACAAGUCAUUAUGUAGCUUUACUUUUUAAGUUAUCAAAACUUCAUUAUGAAUCUCCGAAUAGGAUAUCAUUGCCAAGUUUUAUAUUACUGUGGUCAUCUUUAACUUUUUUGCUGUUAAAUACUCAUUCGUGUGAAAGUCAAUCCUUAAUUCUUAAAAUUAUGAAGGAAAUAAUUGAAACAAAGUUAGAUGAACAAGAUGUAAAUCCAGAAUUAAUAAAUAUAGCAAUCUUACCUUUAUUUCAAAUAAUAUCUGAUUUAACGCAAGAUGAGACAAGGAAUAUUGCCAUGGAAAUUAUUUUAAAGAUACAGAAGUUACACAAUCUUCAAAGUACCUCUAAUCAAAAGUCUUUAGAAGAGGUUUCCAAAUGCUUAUCUUCAAGGUUCAUUACUGGAAAUCUUGCGGAGAUUUUAUCAGAAGCUCACAAUCUCUUAAAAUCAUUUCCUCUCUCUGAUGUAUUUCGAAUUGAUGAUUUAAAAUCACCAUUUUUUCCUCUUUUUCACAUUCCUUAUUUGUUUCAUAAUAAGGAGUAUGUACAAAUCCAGGCUUUAAAUGAUAUCAUUUCUAUUAUAAAUGAUAAUAUUUCUUUGGCUCAAUCACAAAAGUUUCCUAUAUUUUUGUUGAUACUUUUUAUUUUAAGAAAUGAUGAUUUGUCUUCAAUUCAUCCUUAUAUUUUACAUCAAUCUUUACCUUCACUGAUUUCCCCCAAGGAUCCGAUUAUAACUGCAAAAGUAUUGAAGAUUACAAUGAGUCUUGUUCAAGUUGACAGAGAUACAAGAUUAAAAGCUGUAGGAAUCAGAGUUUUAUAUAAACUCUGGGAAAGACAAAGAAGAUGUUGGAAAUCGUUGAGAUUCAUUUUGGGAGAAUGGGUUAAAAAUAGGAAACUUAAUCAUUCACGUAUAAAUAUUGAAGAAGUGAAAGGUGAAAGGUUUGAGGUUGAGGUGGCGGCUUUAACUACAAUUAGAGAUAUUUGCAAAUCAAAAGCGAGAGAUUAUGCCGAGGAAGUUAUUCCUUUCAUGUCAAGCCUUCUUCAGUCUACAAUUCUUCAUCCGAAUAGUUUAUGUCUGAUAAUUGAAUCUUUAAAUUUAUGUGUUGAAGCUACGGUUAUAGAUAGUAGGGCAGUUUGGACUGUCUUGAUGUCAUAUGUGGCUGAUGCGAUAAUGCAAAGUAAACAUUUAAAUGUAAAAUUGAUUGCUAGGUUAUGUCAAUUUUACCGACUUGUGGCGCAAAAUGAAGAUACCGAUGUAUAUAAUGAAUUCAAGCAGGACAUAUUAUCAGUAUAUUUGUGUCCAUUGAUUUUUCCAAAUUAUCGAUCCAAGUUUUCAGAUCCUAAUCAAGAACCACAAGAAGAAAUUUGUAUUAAUGAUUCAGUACUUUUCCAAAUUCAAUCUAAUAUACAAAUAUUAAAGCAUGGAUUAAUAGCGAUAACUCGAUUUAGCGUGACGGAAAUUUUAUUUGAGUAUUUUCCGGAAUCUCCAAAGAUAUUAUUGGAUCAAAUCUUUAAUAGUCAAGAUUUAGUCAAAAUUGAGGAAUGGCGACUUUUAUUCAGCAAAUUUGUUUCUUAUGAAAUUGAUAGUAUGAGACGCGGCUUGUUUAAAGGGAUCACUGGUAGAGCUGGUAGUAAAUCAAGCAUAGGACUCGAAAGUGAAAAUUUCUUAAAGGUCAAACAAAGGUUAACCUUGGUUGGCUCAGAAAUUGUUGAUGAUUGGGAGAGCGGAAGGUUAAAUCCUGGAUUAAGAGUUGGAAUUGCUCUUGCUUCAUUAAGAUGUUUUAAGCCUCCUAUCAUUGAAGAAAGUGAAGAUGAAAGCGUCAAGCCUAAUAUACAUGUCGAGUCUUCUAGAUUUUAUAAAUUACUUACCAAUGCUAUUCAAGAUAUUACACUGACAGACCAUUGGAUAAUUCGAGUCGGAUGUGUUGCCGAAUGGAAUAACUUUUUUGUCAUGGGAUUACAAGAAGUUUUAUCAAAGACGAAUGAACAGAGUGAUGGGGAAAGCAUCGUCAAAUCUUUGAUUGAAGAUUUGAUGAAACGUUUAAUUGAUGCAAGAUUUCCUGCUGUUACUCAGAAUGUUAUUUUUGCAAUUACAGGACUAUGCUUGGCAUUAAAAUCAUUGGACAUCCCGUCAGCACAAGCACACACAACGAAAUUUCUGCAUCAUUUGUUAGAAAAUUUUUUGGUUGACGCUGCAAUAGUUUCCAAUCAGCGAGAUUCGAGUCUCGUGACAAGUGAUGAGGUUCAAUAUAGUGUAAUGAUGGCUUUAGGCCACUUAUCAACUUUAGUUAUGAUGAAUGAAAUGUUACUAGAGGGAGUUGUUAAUACUUUGGUCACAAAAUUAUGUGAAGUAGAUGAAAGUGCCAUGUCAGAGUGGACUUUGUUUGGAGCAGGAUUUUCCCUUGGAUUUCUCAUCUCAUGUAUCGCAUCUUCUCCAACAAAGACAUUUGAAAUGGAAACCAUUUGUUCUCAAACAAUUAAUUUUCUUACCGACUUCUUAUCUUCACCGAUAUUAUCUGUCAAUCAUUCAAAUACACCACAAAUUGAUUCUGCUUUUGGCGUUUUGCUGGGGUUAUCAAGUAUUGAUCAUGAAUACAAAGAUGCAAUUGAACAAAUUUAUCAAAAAUGUCUAUCGGAUUUGAAAGAAUUUGUAAAUACCGAAGGUAGAAUUGAUGAAAAUAUUAAACGUACAAUUGCUGGCUCAGCAUGGUUGGUUGGUUUUUCAAAAGGUGAGGACCCUAAUGAAGAGAUUGUCGAGAUCUUUAAGAAAGCCACACAAAUUGCAAGUGAUGAGCUCGAGUGGGCAGAAUAUUAUUUUCAUUUUUCACAAACAUAUUCUCACCGUUUGCAAACUGCUCUUUCAAUAAAACAAUCGUCUCUUAAUCUUUCCGCAUUUAAUACGCAAGUGCACUCACAAAUUCAAACUCUGACAUCAUCUGGUGUUAAUACUGCCAAACGCCAUGCUGCAAUUAUAACCUUGGGAUCUUUAUUGGGUGUACAUUAUUUUUCUUCCACACAAACUACAAAUUCAUAUUUCUUUACUUCAUCUUCUUCGACAAUGGUUACGAAUGUCUUGGAUACCUUACAAAAUAUUGCUGGACUUGGACAACAACAAUCUUCUAGAGUGAUGAUGAAUGAUGUGAAGGGUGGAAGAUUGGCUACGAUCGUUUUGUCAUGUUUAAUGCAGAUUGUAGAAAGAAUUUCAGAAAUAGGAAAUGAGUUUAGAAGGAUUAGUAGUACAGAGCCAAGAGAUUAUUCAAGGUUACCGGCGAAAAGUUACUUAAAAAUUUUAUUUGAUAAACUUGUCGAAGUUUCUCAAAGAAAUGUUAAAGGAAAUAAUGCAGGUUCUCCAAUACCAAUUGAAGCGGGAAGCUUGAUUAUUAACACUUUUUCGGAUGUGAACAUGAUAUUGCCCCCAGUUGAUUGGUUCCCUCUUUUUACAAGAUUUAAUACACCAUUCUUCGAAACUUAUGAUCUACAUUAUCAAUGCGUUUUGAUGGCCACUCGACAUUGUGAUUAUUCGACUUCGUUAAUGGAGUUUCUUAUAUAUGUAUUGAUGAAAUUUCCUAAGAUAUUACAUGAAGGAGAAGGUGAAACCUAUAAAAUGGAAUAUAAAAAAUUGCUUGUUAAUGAAGGACUUUGUAAAAUUUUAGAACUUUAUGGAUUUGAGAAAAAUAUGACUAAAGUAGAAACAGGUGCAAAAGUUGUUCGAAAGCGAGGUAUUGAAAAUAUUGCGAAAAAGGUGGUUAUGCCUGAUUCUAGAGUGUACGAGAUCGUAAGUGGUAUGGUGAAAAGUUUAUUUGAUGAAAUUGAAAAUCUCGGGGAUACAAAAGUUGAGGAAUUGCAAAUUGAUUUCCUUACAACAAUGAGCGAUUAUAUGUCUUCAGAUAAUGCAUCAUACGCCGAGUCAUUGAAACCACUUCGGCAAGAUCUACUUGUUUUACUAAGGAAUGUUUAUCAUGGUAUACCAUCCCCAACUUCCAAAACACAAGUAUACAUUACUCGCUUAGCAACGCAAACUUGCAUAUUUUCUAUUGACGAUUUGGACCAUUUCUCAAAAACUUCUCGAUCAAAGGAUAAUCUUAAAUUGGAUGAGAAGGAACUUAAAAAAUAUGCAGUUACUAUAAGUACUAUGUCAGAACUAGGACGUGUAGAUGCAAUCAUAUAUUUAACACGAGCGUUGGAAGAUUGUUUGAGCACAUUUGGUGGUAUUUCAAUAACGGAAGGUUCUCAAAAUGUCGAUUUAAUAUUUUCAUGGAUCCUUCAUGCCAUUCGUAAUCAUAUCUUUAAACCCAUGGAAUCUAGUAAAAGAGCCAAGAAAAAGAUGAAGUUAGAUUGGUUAGUAAGAACUUUAAAUGCCAUUUUGGUUGUUAUAGGCAUUUCAAGAGAGGGGCAAAUUUUAUUAGAUUAUGGAGUUACGGUGGUAUUAAAUGGAUUAGUGAAUUUAAGUUGGGAAGAAGAUCAAUGUUCAACCCAGUUUAAUAAUUCGGAUAAAGUGUUUCCUCUUAAAUAUUAUGAAUUACAGGAUGAAAGAUUUGAGAAGGUGAUACAAAAUAUUAACGUAAAAAAGAUAGCAUCCUUAAUACCAAGAGAAUUUGAGAGUUCACCGGAUAAUGAAAUUGAAUCCGUUCAAAAACAGAUUAUAAAGAGAUUAUUAAAACUUUUUGAGUUAAGCAAGGAAAUAUCAAUAAUAGAUCGUGAACACCAUUUUAUACUUUAUUCUAUCUUAGUAAGACUAGAGGAAUAUAUUCCAAAUGAAGAAAUUUGGAUGUUAUUGGAUGAUGACUUGUCUAAUUAUAAUAUGUAA